Molecule: messenger RNA, 1398 nt
Organism: Medioppia subpectinata
Lineage: Eukaryota; Metazoa; Arthropoda; Arachnida; Sarcoptiformes; Oppiidae
Source: the annotation of a GenBank genome assembly
AUGUUCAAGCUCAAGCCAUGGUCGAAACCAGAUUCAUUUACCGAGUUAAAUUACUGGACCAGGAUACUAUUUUUCGAUGUGUCUUUGUUUAUAGGAGGUAUAUCCCGGUAUAGCCGUAUAUAUGUGAUCUGUGCCUUAAUGUUUGGUCUGGUGAUCAACAUUAAGUUUAGGAUAUAUCCGGGAAAAUCUGUGCCCUCGUUCAUUAUAUACUUCAUUGUAGAAGCCGUUGAAUACAAUGAUGGUUAUAUUACCCGAUUGCGUCCGUUUCGCCAAUCAAUCGACAGACAAAUUAUUGACAAAUUAACCGCAUUUGCCAAUAAAGCAUAUAAAAUGAUGAAUGUAACUGUUUUGUGGUCCGGUAAUGAUCACGAUGACAAUAUAUUGCAUGAUGAACUCCAUUCAAAACUCAGUAGUGAUAGAAAAUUGGGCGCCGGUAUUGGUCUGAUAGCCGUUAUGACAUUUCCUAUAUUUAGCAAGGUAGCCAAGCUCAUAACAAGCGAUGGUGUAUGCGGUGACGGUUGGGAUUUAUUUCACGACGACAAUUACGAUAUAUGCUAUAAAUAUUAUGAUAAAUUGGGUGACAUUGAUACUGUGUCCACCCCAUGCUGGAAAGAAAUGGGCUCAUCCCUGCUUACCAUUAACACAUGGGCUGAGCAAGAUUAUCUCAACAAACUAAUGAUCAAAUACAACAUAUCAAACAGCGUAUGGCUUAACGCCGGCGUUAAAAACAAACACAUUGUAUGGAUGGACAGUAGUAGCGGUGAGUUUGAGAAUUGGAUAGAUGGUCACCCUAUCAACGAUAGCAACUAUGUCAAAAUGGUAGCCGAACAAGGUCAAUUGGGCAAAUGGAAAGAUGUAGCGUGCGACAAAACAAAUGCCUAUAUCUGUAAGCGAGUGGUCAAGUGGUCGGGCCGAUCGACCGGGGCAUUGGAUUGGGAACGUUUAGAUGAAGCUCUAGGUGACAUCGCUCAAUUAAAAGUGAAUCAGGGUAUACUUCAAUCGGAGCUCGCACAGUUGUCUCAAAGCCAAGUGCCGAUUGGUUUUAUAUACGUACAGUUGCCCGGCCAGGUGGAGCCCAAAACAUUGUGGCCACAAUACACAUGGUCAGAUGUGACGGCCACAUACGCGGGCCAGUUUUUCCGGGCAGAAGGGGGUGAUAGCAUCGCCUUUGGUCAGGGUAUUCAAUCAGACAAUGCACCUAGAUUAACAGAGGCAAAAUGGGACGAGGUUCACGGUGCCAUAAGUGCAGUAUAUCCUAAGCCGGGACAAUGGAGUGGUUGGUUGGAUGUGGGCAACUGGGCAAUUAACAGCCAGAAAAUAUCUAUCAACUUGCUAAUGAGUGAUGGUGAAGUGCGGCCACGUAAUCAAGCUGUUCGUUUGUUCAAGCGUAUUGAAUAA